CCAUUUUUACAGAGCUCUAUGUGCCCUGACUGUCUGUUCAGUUAUGGCUGUAGAGUGCUUUCUAUGUACCUACUGUGCAAUAAGUGUAACCCCUGUACCUGGCCUCCAUGUGCAUUGGUGUCAUGAAACUGUGUAUGAAAAAUCACAGAUAUUGCCAUUAAGCAAAUACAACCAGGCCUCUCACCUCAGUCCCACAAACGUCUUACCUGUCCUUCAGUUACAGUCUUAUAUUUUUCUAAUUGGUAGUCCAGGCUUGCCCCAGUCACAUUUUCAGACUGUUGCCAGAGCAGCUGAGUCAUAGGCACUGACUUUUAUUUUUGCUGAGGGAGGCCUAAGAUUAGCAAAGCCAAGCCAAGUGGAGCCCAUGGUGGGGUGGGGGUGGAUGUGGGCUGAAAACCCGGGUCCCUCCACAAUACUGCAAAUCCAGGACAAAUGCUGUCCUGGAAUCAUGCAGCCUGGAACUGGGACUUGAUGUUACCAUUUCAGGACUGCAUCUUCCUGAGGAGGGCUUACUGAUAGUUUUGGCUCCACCUAAUACCCUACCUGGUCUCUCCUCUUUCAUUUGCCUGUGACCAGGGAGCCAGCGAACAGGGACUGGCAACAGGACAGCAGUUUGCAUGCAGUUCAUAGGCCAGUCGUGGGCAGGAAUACAAGGUAUUCAGGACAAGACUCCUGGCAAAGAAGCUGCGAGGGAAUGCCCCGAUGCAGAUGCUGGAGAGUGGAGGAUGGUCAUCUCAGGGGCCAGACCUCUCGCCACAGAGACAGCUCCCUCGGUGCAGUUGGGGAACAAAUAUGAGGCCCUGGCUCCAUUGGAGGAGUGUGCAGUGGGGGGAAGUGCACUGGAGGGGCCUGCCGCCAUCAUUGAGCAAGCUGAGCACCGGCCAGGUAAGCAGCAGAAGAGACGCCUCAUCAUCAUUGUGGGCAACCCCUUGCUGAGAGGAACAGAGGGAUCCAUCUGUCAUUUGGAUCCUAUGGCACAUGAAGUCUGCUGCCUGCCCAGAGCCAGGAUCAGAGAUGGCACUAUGAGAAUUCCUGAUCUCAUCCAGCCCUCCGACAAUUAUCCCAUAGUCCUCAUCCAUGUGGGAACAAAUGAUGCAGCCAGGAGUAGUCCAGAUCGUAUCAUAAGUGACUACAAGGCUCUUGGGACCAGGCUUAGGAAGACGGGGGAGCAGGUGGUCUUCUUGUCAAUCCUCCUGGUCAGCGGUCACAGUAGGCAUCACGUCACCAGUGUCAGGGAAGUCAACCCGCGGCUUUGGAGUUGGUGCCAUCGUGCAGGUUUUGGCUUCCUGAACCAUGAUCUGCACUUCCACGCAAGAGACCUCCUGGGACGCAAUGAGCUUCAUUUCUCCAUAAAAGGUAAGAGUCUCUUUUCUUACAGGUUGGCUGACCUCCUAUGUUGGGCUUUAAACUAAGUACAACAGGGGAUGGGGAGGCAGGAGAUGGAGAGAGUCUAGAACCUACAGACUGCAAGACAUGCAGCAGUACACCCCAGGUAAGUACCAAGGGGUCCUUUGAGCAUCAGAAUGGGGGGAGCAGCAAAGGCACCAUUCGGAGGCCUCAAGUGCCUCUAUGCUAAUGUUAGGAGCAUGGGAAACAAGCAGGAAGAACUUGCACUUCUGCUUGAAGAUAAUAACUUCAAUUUAGUGGGGCUAAUGGAAACCUAGUAGGACCCUACCCAUGACUGGGCAGUACACAUUGAGGGCUACAGGUUGUACAGAAGGGACAGACUAGGGAG
This is a messenger RNA of Alligator sinensis (Chinese alligator), 1735 nucleotides long. RefSeq lists its product as uncharacterized. The transcript has 2 exons. The record is from RefSeq and is a predicted model, not a curated record. NCBI's taxonomy places the organism in Eukaryota, Metazoa, Chordata, Crocodylia, Alligatoridae. Bases 618 to 1412 code for a protein of 264 amino acids.